Molecule: messenger RNA, 2064 nt
Organism: Lobosporangium transversale
Lineage: Eukaryota; Fungi; Mortierellomycota; Mortierellomycetes; Mortierellales; Mortierellaceae
Product: quinon protein alcohol dehydrogenase-like superfamily
Exons: 10
Coding region: 90-1901 (603 amino acids)
Biological process (GO): positive regulation of actin filament depolymerization; actin filament depolymerization
Cellular component (GO): cortical actin cytoskeleton
Molecular function (GO): actin filament binding
Source: RefSeq, a predicted model, not a curated record
CACUUUUAUUUAUCUCAUUGCUCCAUUCAUCUCUUCCAUCGUUUGCAUAAAUCCCUAUUUUAUCAUUUUAUCAUUGAUUUUUCGAUACGAUGUCCGCUGUUCGUGAAUCCAUUUUUGCAGCCUCGCCUGCAACCACUCGUGGGCAGGCUGUUCAUUUAGACACUGAUCCCAAGGGCGAAAAUAUCCUUUAUACUAAUGGAAAAACUGUUUUCAUCCGUAAUAUCGAGAAACCUCAUAUUGCGAAAGAAUAUACUCAGCACUCUUGCAAUGUUACCGUAGCUAAAUAUGCUCCUUCUGGAUAUUAUAUUGCCUCAGGAGAUGAACGUGGCAACGUCCGAGUCUGGGAUACUGUCGGCGAGGAACAAAUCCUUAAAUUAGAGAGUCGUACCUUUGGGGGUAGAGUCAAUGAUAUCGCAUGGGACGGAGAGAGCAAGCGCAUUGUCGCUGUAGGCGACGGAAGGGAAAAAUUCGGGCACGCUUUCUUAGCUGACACUGGCUCAUCAUGUGGAGAAAUCAUGGGCCAUUCCAAGACCGCCAACACGGUCGCUAUUCGUCAGACGCGUCCUUUCCGCGCUGUCACUGGAGCUGAUGACAAUACUUUAGUAUUCUCCAACGGCGUACCAUUUGUGUACAACAAAACCAUCCAGGACCAUACGCGCUUUGUUCAGGAAGUCAAGUUCAGUACUGAUGGCGAAAUGUUUGCUUCAGUCGGAUCCGAUGGAAAGAUCUUUCUAUAUGACGCCAAGACCGGCGAUAAGCUCAAGGAGCUUUCGACUGCGGAGCAUGGCCACACUGGAGGUAUCUUUGCCCUCUCCUGGUCUGCCGAUAGCAAGCGUCUCCUGACAUCCUCAGCUGAUCAAACCGCCAAGAUCUGGGACGUAGAGACUUCCAACGUUGUCAAUACGUUUGACUUUUCUGGUCAAGCAUCUGCAUUCAUGGGUCACCAGGUCGGAAAUAUCUGGAAGGGCGACCAUUUGAUUAGUUUGUCUCUUUCAGGUGAUCUUAACUACCUUGAUCCUAGUACCAGCAAGGCAUCUCGUAUUGUCAAGGGCCAUCAAAAAGCUAUCACGGCCUUUACUGUGCCUGAGGACAAGAAGACAUUUGUAACUGGAAGUUAUGAUGGACGCGUGGUCUCAUGGGACGGAAGCUCCGGCGUCGCCACGCCUCUAGAGUAUGCUCAGCAUAGCAAUCAGGUGAUGCAAAUGGCUUCUAGUGGCGUUAAACUUAUUUCAGCAGGCAUGGAUGAUGUCGUCCGAGUGCUGGACAGAAGCACAUCAAACGAUGUAUCCGUUAUUUCGACCAAUGCACUUCCAAAGAGCGUGUCUAUUAGUGACGAUCAGACAAUUGUCAUUGCGACGGAGAAUGAGAUCCAGAUCGUGCAAGGCGAUAAGAAAGUUGACUCACAUUCAGUUGGAUACAGUGCCACGUCAAUUGCAAUUAACCCACAGGGAACCACUGUUGCUAUUGGUAGUCAGGAAGGUCAAGUAUAUAUUAUGAGCCUGGAAGGCACAAAGUUAAAGGAUGUUCAUACUCUAUCCAAGAACAGGGGAGCCAUCACUGUGCUAUCUUUCAACCCUGAGGGUAAUCUGCUGGCUGCAGGUGAUAGUGUUGGCAAGAUUUUUGUGUACGACGUUGCAUCAGGUGAGGUUAAGGUGCAGCAGUGGGUCUUCCACACUGCCCGUGUGACCUCGAUCGGAUGGUCCCCUAGUGGUAAACAUGCUGUCAGUGGAUCCUUAGAUACCAAUGUGUAUGUGUGGAACUUAGAGAACCCGACGAAGCGUAUUGCGAUCCUGAACGCGCAUGCGUUGAGUGUCUCUGGAACAGCGUUUGUGGAGGAAGACCGAAUUGUGACUACAGGAGCAGAUGCAUGUGUGAAGACAUGGAAGAUAACCCACCACUAGAGGAUUAUUUAUGGAUACCAUUAUAUAAUCUAGGAUGUAGUUUAGUCUCUGUAUGCAGUGUAAGGAUGUUGAGAAUGAAAGCAAGGAAAUAUAACAAGUUGCUGUUGAUAUGUGACAGAGAUGAUAGAAAGGUAGUGAAAAUUAGUUAGAUAAAUAAAAGCAG